Molecule: messenger RNA, 2322 nt
Organism: Leishmania mexicana MHOM/GT/2001/U1103
Lineage: Eukaryota; Euglenozoa; Kinetoplastea; Trypanosomatida; Trypanosomatidae
Exons: 1
Coding region: 1-2322 (773 amino acids)
Source: RefSeq, a predicted model, not a curated record
AUGAAGAACAGUGUUGCUCGAACGCAGCCGGAGAAGCUCUUUGCACAUGCACCGCAAAGCGAGAAUUUGCCGUUGGCAAUCGGUGCCGAUUUUCACGACGACCCCAUCAAUCGAAGCACAUUGAGGAAAAGCCAUAACUUGCUUCUCGAAAGGAAAACAGACCAUGCACCGCACACCAGAUACUGCUACAAUGGCGAACCCUUCGAAAAGUCUCGUACCGCCGCUGAGGCUGCUGCUGAGGACGAAGCGGCUGUAUGGAACGGGUGGUUCUCUGAGGAUUUCACCAAAGAGGAUUUAGAUGAUUUUGUCGUUCGAAUGCUGGGGUACUUUACUGAAGAUGUUUCAGAGAGUAGCGCAGAGAAAGAGCGUGUGCGCAAGGUGUGCAUCAGCUUUUUUGUAAAGGAUGACAGUCUUUCUAUCGCUGAAAUUGGCCAGAGGAACAGCGGCUUGGGUGAGUCAAGAAUCCUUUCUCGUCGUCAGGUUCCCAAAGACAUGCGGAACCCAGAUGAUCUGCUGCUUCUUAGUGACUUUCGAAUCGGGGAUUCUGUGAAGAUUUACGGCCAGAGGUUCUACAUCGUCGAUAUGGACAAACGGAGUCGCUGUUACUUUCGCGAGGUUCUGGAGAGGGACGUUCCGGAUGUGCAGAGCAUUCCGCAGGACUCUUUCAGCCGCGCAGCUGCUGCCUUGGCGGAGAGGUCGACGAAACGAGUUGUGACCUCGGACGAUAUGGACCGCAAGCGCGCCAUCGAGCAACAGCUAACGGGUAUUUACACAAAGCAUUCUACGGAAGAUAUCGCGAUCACGAAGGAGUUCUUGAAGAAUAAGAUCAACGAACAUUUAACCUAUCUGGCGCUCUGGGAUGAUCGCGGCAACCUUAGCGGCGACUUACACUACUGUGUCAUUAGAGUAUUUCUGGAAAACAACACAAUUGAGAUUGCCGAACGCAGGCCAGAGAACAGCGGCCGAUGGGGAGGACCGAUCUUGAUUCACCGCCAGCGAAUCCCACACCCGUCCGCCGACUUGACGCAGAGCAGGUAUCAGCAGCAUACCUACGGCAAGCUGAUGAAAAACGAUUAUUUGUGCCCCGAGGAUAUUCAAGUCGGCGAAACAUAUAUGAUUUACGGGAAGCCAUUUUAUGUGUACGACAGUGACUCUUUCACUCGCGAUUAUGUCAGAGAGAAGUACCAGAUAAUCAUCAGGGACGCUAUAGAUAUUGCCCCUUUUGAGACACAGAAGAAGCAGACCUCGGUCUUCUACCCCCCUCCGCCGAACGGGUUCGGUAGCGAGCGUGAAACGCGGAGCAACUGGCUCUCUUUGGUUGGCAAGCCGGCAAGGGUCGACGAUGAGAUGGCGCAGCGCGAAUCUGGUCGAGUGAUAAAGUUUUCAGCGAAGCUUGCCAAGCCAAUUGUUGCCGGCGACGAAAGCAGAGAGUUUGUGGUUUCGUUUCAUUGUGAAACAAAGGAGCUGGAGAUCUUCGAAAAGCCGAAGCAAAAUUCUGGCAUGUUGGGCGGCCGAUUUCUUGCAAAGGGAGCGCACCGUAAGGACAUGCCGAAUGGGACCACGGUACCCUUCACUCCUGAUGAUUUUCAUGUAGGUCAGGUGAUCGAAAUUUACCGGCGUCCAUUUCUGCUCACUGGCCUCGACGCGGCAACGCAGAGAAUUCUCGAUGGCACUGACAAGGUUGUCACUGAGGACCGCAUCAAAUGUCUCGUGGUGCUGUUGAAGCAGCAGUUGAACCUUAAGUUCUCACGGGCAAACGAGGCAUUUCUUGGGCUUGCACCACAAGGCACUCUUGGCUACGUUCAAGUGAAGGAGUUUUUGCGUGCGUGCAGCUGCAGGAUCACUGACGAAGAGGCGCUUCUGGUUGUGCAGAACUUGUCCCCUGGCACCAAUGGCGUGAUCAACUACGACGACUUCCUUCAAAUUGUGGACGUUUCUUCUGAGUCGAUGGACGAGGCCUCCCUUACAACUCGGUCCAUCCGCAACGUAAACAUGACCAAGAAUGAUCAGCUGAAACUUACCGCCACCGCUUCCGAAGAGAAGCAGCGACGCAAGCAGCUCCGUGAUGUGCUGCAGUUCAAGCUUAUUCAGCGAAAGGGAAGUGUGCAAGAGCAGUUUCGCUUGUUGAGCGAUCACAGUGCCAAUUCGAGACUCAACCGCAACACAUUUCGCAUCUCCCUCAACACUGUACUGCACUUCAACAUGAACAAGAAUGACGAGGAUACACUAGUGUCUCUGCUUUUCGACGGUGUCGAGGACGAAAACGGGGACAUUACGUACAAGCAGUUCCAAGAAUUUGUGGACUCUGUUGACAACAACUGA